This is a messenger RNA of Paramecium tetraurelia, 1455 nucleotides long. RefSeq lists its product as uncharacterized. Gene Ontology annotation, molecular function: protein binding. The transcript has a single exon. The record is from RefSeq and is a predicted model, not a curated record. NCBI's taxonomy places the organism in Eukaryota, Ciliophora, Oligohymenophorea, Peniculida, Parameciidae.
AUGAAUUUGUAAUAAUGGUCAAGUGGAUUUUAAUGCAUGUUAGGACAUCAGUAAAAUGAGUACAUGCUGUGUAUUUCACCUUAAUGUCCUUAGGUUCGCAAAUUGAUUUGUCGAGAUUAUUGCAUUCCUUAUUACCAUAGAAAUCAUAAAGUUAUGCAAUUGUCUUAAAUCGAAGAUUUCUUGAAUUAAUAUUUAAACAUGAAAUAGCCUCAUUUGCAUGAUUCAAUAAUUGAGACACUGGAGGAAAUAGAAAUAUUGAGAUCGGAGUUGAAUCGCAUCAUCGAUGGCACAAUAGACAAGAUUAAGCGUCACUUUGGGAGAUUCUCUUAUUAAGCGUAAAAGUAUGCGCAGGAAUUUCAAUUUGUUCAACAGCCGGAGAGAAUUGAGUAGUUAUCAAAAUAAAUAAUAGAGAUAGCUACUCUUAAAUAGGAUUAGUUAAAGAUUAAGAUAGUGAAACCUUUGCAGUCAUUAAAUAUAGGUAAUUUAUUGAAGGAGUGCAUAUAAAAGUUGAGCAGUUUUGUAAUCGGAAACAGUGAUGUAAAUUCUGUGAAACCUGAGAAUUUGGUGGGAGCCUUUAGUAACCAUAUCCGUACAAUAUAAAGUGAUGGAGAGGUGUGGUGUUUGUAACCAAUAAAGGGUGGUGAUCUUAUCAGUGGAGGAGAUGACAACAAGAUCAUAAUAUGGAAUAUGAACACUUUGGAAAAGUUGUGGGUAUCUAAGAAGCAUAGGGCGAUAAUAACAUCGUUGGCCAUCACUUCUGAUUCUAAGGUGGUAGUGAUGGGGAGUUCGAAGGGAUACAUAAAAUUUCUGGAUAUGGAGACGAAGAAAUUUAUAAAGAAAUUAAAGGGACAUGAUGACCAUGUGAGUUCGUUGCACUUUAAUAAUUAGAAUAAUAGUUUGUUAUCUUCUGGUUGGGAUGCAAAUUUAGUGAUGUGGAAUAUUGAUUAGAAAGAUAUAGUGAUGAAACAAUUUAAGAAGGAACACUAGGCUAAGAUUUAUUGUGUUUAAUACAGCAAUGACAAUUAAAUCAUAGCAUCUUGUUCUUUGGAUAAAACUAUUCGGUUGUGGGAUAUCCAUGGAUUAGCAUAGAUUGGAUAGCCAUUGUAGGGUCACAGUGAAAAGGUGGAUUGGAUUCAAUUUACUCCUCAAUAUUUGAUCUCUUGCAGUUAAUCGGAGAAAAACAUCAUUGUUUGGGAUUAUAUGCAUAGACAACAGAUUUGGAAUUUCAUUCCAGGGAAUGAUCCGCAUAGAUUUGUUGUAUCUCCAGAUGGCAAAUUACUUGCAUGUAUUCGAAAGGAAAUCCGAGUAUUUGAGAUCUCAACCAGACAGUAAAUUGGAGAGUCGAUUCCUGGCCAUCAGUAUUUUGCAUUGAGUUUCAAUUAUUCUUUGGAUGGAAGAUUCCUCGUUUCUGGUUGCUAAGAUAAAACUAUUAGAAUAUAUGGGAUUCCUAAAUGA